AAACGUCUGCUUCCGCAUUCAUCAAAGGUAUCUGCUAAUGAGUAGAAUUGUACUUUUGACAUGCUGUCGAAGCUUGGCUGUAAAUCAGAUACGAAAUAUUGGAUGCAUUGAUUUCAAUAUAGGCGAAUCAAUUGAGGAUUAAGAGUUCGGAAUUAUUUCAGUACCAUCAUUUGUAGCUCUGUUUCGAAAUGCCGUUUGGAAAUCUCUUCCGGAGAACAUGGUCAUCCACAGACAGACUUGAUGGCAAAACAGUGCUCAUAACUGGAGCCAACACUGGUAUUGGCAAAGAGACAGCGCUGGACCUGGCAAAGAGAGGGGCCAGGAUAAUCAUGGCCUGCAGAGACAUGGAGAAAGCUGAGGGGGCCCUGAAAGAAGUCAUAGAAGGCUCUGGUAGCCAAAAUGUUGUCAUCAAGAAGCUUGAUUUGUCAGACACCAAGUCCAUCCGCGAGUUUGCAGAGACCAUUAACAAGGAGGAGACGAAACUCAACAUCCUCAUCAACAAUGCUGGCGUCAUGGUGUGUCCGCAUGGGAAAACAGCUGAUGGAUUUGAAAUGCAGAUUGGCGUCAACCACAUGGGUCACUUCCUGUUGACCCACUUAUUGGUUGACCUGAUCAAAAGGUCGACCCCGGCCAGGAUCAUCAAUGUGUCCUCCAUGGCUCAUUCCUGGGGCACCAUCAACCUGGACGACAUCAACAGUGAGAAGGGCUAUGACAAGAAGAAAGCGUACAGCCAGAGCAAGCUAGCCAACGUCCUUUUCACCCGCUCCCUUGCCAAGAAGCUACAAGGCACUGGUGUGACGGCAUACUCCCUCCACCCUGGCGUGGUUCAGACUGACCUGUGGCGGCACCUGAGCGCACCUCAGGCAGCUAUCAUGAAGAUGAUCAGUCCCUUCACCAAGACAUCCGUGCAAGGAGCUCAGACCACUAUCUACUGUGCUGUGGCACCUGAACUGGAAACCGAGAGUGGUGGAUAUUACAGUGACUGCGCACCAGCCAACUGCUCAAGCUCUGCUUCAGACGAUGACACGGCCCAGAAACUGUGGGAGCUAAGCUGCCGGAUGCUUUCUCUGUCAUGGGAUUGAAUAACUCCAAAAAGGUGUAUGGCUUACAUUUUGAGAUGUAUGAGCACUGAAGAAUACAACAAAUGUACAGCAUCUUAAAUGAAAGUCCUUUGUCCCAUGGAUACAUUCCAACAUAUCAUAUUAUGAUGUGGUAUUUUAAUUGAAAUGAUGUAGUUGACAGUAGAUGUAACAUUUUUCUUAAAAUACAAUUUAACAUGGUUCAUUGCCACUGGCAUUUGAGAUGGAUAUAUGGUUGUUGUUGUUUUACCGUACUGUACACAUAGUCAUAUAAUAUUGUACAUUAUUACACUGCUGUUUAUUGUCGAUAAGUAAGUAAUCACACCAACAUUAAAUCACUCAUCUGUAACUGCUCCAUCAAUUUUGGGACUUUUAAAUUAAUAUAAUUAAUUUGUGUGUGUGUGUGUGUGUGUGUGUGUGUGUGUGUGUGUGUGUGUGUGUGUGUGUGUGUGUGUGUGUGUGUAUGUAUGUAUGUAUGUAUGUAUGUCCAUUGAUAUACAGUACCAGUCAAGUUUGAACACACCUACUCAUUCAAGGGUUUUUCUUUAUUAUAUAAUAGUGAAGACAUCAGAACUAUGAACUAUGAAAUAACACAUAUGGAAUCACGUAGUAACCAGUAGCCACUCUUUGCCUUGAUGACAGCUUUGCACGCUCUUGGCAUUCUCUCAACCAGCUUGAAGGAGUUCCCACAUAAAAAUGAUGCUGAGCACUUGUUUGCUGCUUUUCCUUCAUAUGCGGUCCAACACUUCCCAAACCAUCUCAAUUGGGUUAAGGUUGGGUGAUUGUGAAGACCAGGUCAGCUCAUGCAGCACUCCAUCACUCUCCUUGGUCAAAUAGCCCUUACACAGCCUGGAGGUGUACUGGGUCAUUGUCCUGUUGAAAAACAAAUUAUAGUCCCACUAAUCGCUAACCAGAUGGGAUGGUGUAUAGCUGCAGAAUGCUGUGGUAGCCAUGCUGGUUAAGUGUGCCUUUCAAUUCUAAAUAAAUCACAGACCGUGUCACCCGCAAAGCACCAUCACACCUCCUCCAUACUUCAUGGUGGGAACCACACAUGAGAUCAUUCACCUACUCUGUGUUUCACAAAGACCCGGCAGUUGGAACCAAAAAUCUCAAAUUUGGACUCAUCAGACCAAAGGACAGAUUUCCACUGGUCUAAUGUCCAUUGCUGGUGUUUCUUGGCCCAAGCAAGUCUCUUUUUAUUAUUGGUGUCCUUUAGUGGUUUCUUUGCAGCAAUUUGACCAUGGCCUGAUUCACACCGUAUCCUCUGAACAGUUGAUUUGUAAAUGUGUCUGUUACUGAGGUGCAGUUAACUCUAAUGAAAUGAUCCUCUGUAGCAGAGGUAACUCUGGGUCUUCCUUUCCUGUGGCAGUCCUCAUGAGAGCCAGUUUCAUCAUUGCGCUUUAUGGUUUAUGCGACUGCACAUAAAGACAUUUUAAAAGUUCUUGAAAUGUUCAGAAUUGACUGACCUUCAUGUCUUAAAGUAAUGAUGGACUGUCAUUUCGCUUUGCUUAUUUGAGCUGUUCUUGCCGUAAUAUGGACUUGGUCUUUUACCAAAUAGGGCUAUUUUCUGUAUACCACCCCUACCUUGUCACAACACAACUGAUUGGUUCAAACGCAGUGAGAAGAAAAUAAAUUCCAUAAAUGAACUUUUAACAAGGCACACCUGUUAAUUGAAAUGCAUUCCAGGUGACUACCCCAUGAAGCUGGUUGAGAGAAUGUGAAAAGCUGUCAUCAAGGCAAAGGGUGGUUACUUUGGACAAUAUCAAAUAAAAAAAUAGAUUUUGAUUUGUUUAACACUUUUUUUGGUUGCUACAUAAUUCUGUGUGUCAUUUCAUAUGUCUUCACUAUUAUUCUACAAUGUAGAAAAUAGUAAAACAAUUAAGAGAAACCCUGGAAUGAGUAGGUGUGUCCAAACUUUUGAAUGGUGCUGUAUACCCAAUAUAACUUGACUGCCUAAUGAGCUCAGUUCAACUGCCGUACCCCAUCAAAAUAUGAGAUUGUUUUACUCUAUUGCUUGUAAACAAUGUAAUUUUUAACAAACACUGUAUAGCCUCAAACCAUGGUUAAAACUAUAAUAUUGAUACCAUGGGUGGUCAGUCCUUGCAAAUAGCUCUGAAUUUGAGAGUGGUGACAUUAACCCAGUCCCAUCCCUCAGCUCCUUACUAAAUCAGUGGCGGGAUUGUCACUUUGUUACUGUUUCAAAUACAGACUUCCCCUUUAGGGGUAUUUACCUACUUCGGACUUCAUAAUGAAUUUCCACUGUAUAGUGGCUUUCAAAUAAUAUUUUCUACAUUUUUAAAAAAACAUUCUAACUAAAACAGUUUUCUAAAAUGAUUCUAUAAUUUUUCUAAACACUUACAAUUACAAAGGGCUGCCUUUAGCAUCAUGUCAUUUCCUUGUUAAAUGUGGUCUAUUUGUCUAUUAUGAUAGAGCAUUAAAAUAUCUAUCUACCAG
This is a messenger RNA of Oncorhynchus masou masou (cherry salmon), 3533 nucleotides long. RefSeq names its product retinol dehydrogenase 12-like. The record is from RefSeq and is a predicted model, not a curated record. Lineage: Eukaryota; Metazoa; Chordata; Actinopteri; Salmoniformes; Salmonidae. The coding region runs from base 189 to 1082 and encodes 297 amino acids. The transcript has 7 exons.